AUCUUGCUCGAAUCAAGAGCAGAUCUUUCUUGGAACGCUUGCUCCAUUUUGCUUCAAAUUUUGUAUUAACCUUUUGGUUGCUUCCCCUCAUCAUGGAUCUCUCCGACAUUGCAAUUGAGAUCACCAGAGCCGCUGGGCUCUCUACACCAACAAUUGCUCGUCGCACCUCUAUGCAUAUUCCUCGAAAGACUAGCUGGGGUACUCCAAUACCUCCGCCUUCAAGCAAAACAGACACGGCAAUCACAUCCAAGGAAGACAUCUUCGACAAUGUUGAACUGAGUCCUAAGAGUCACGAGUCUACUAGCAGUCCCAAUCCUGGCUUCAGCACUCUAAGAAACAUAGCGGCGCUUGGCCUAUCAUUUGCUGCAGACGACACCGAGGACGAUGGACCAGACAAGACUCGUUUCUCUUUGGAUGAAGAUUCUCCGUAUACGCCCGAGGGUAAUCGACCUUUCAAUAAGUGGAUGAGGACUCUCCAAAAGAGGGCAACGGAUCGGCGAAAAACAGUCAGCUGCGAUGUCACUGGUGAUAUUCUGGAAAAGGAGCUUUUCGAGACUCCAAAUGCACAGCGAAGAUCUGGACACAAGAAGUCGUCUUCUGCAUCGUCUUAUGGGUUUGUUACAGCAGUCAAAAGUGCAAGUAUCAGUUUGGCAAGCUUUAGUGUUGCCCCACGAUCUCGAAGAACCGGGGUCUCAUCUCGCCAGCAUAGGACAGACCGCAGCAGCAAGGCUUCUAAUGUUGGACGACUCUCUGAGGACAAUUCAUAUGUGGCUGGUGGCGCUGCACUGGAUCAAGCCGUCACGAAUCGCUUACUUCAACGCCGUCGGAUCCUUGAAGAGAUCAUCAGCACUGAAGAAAGCUAUCUUGCAGAUGUCAAGUUUCUCAUGAACGUGUACGUGACACUUCUGGCCUCGAUUCCAAGCCUUUCUCCAAAUAUACGAGCAUCGAUCAAACGAAAUCUCAACGAUAUUGUUGAACUUCAUGAAGAGCUUCUAGGAGAACUGCACAAAGCUGUACCACACUCGGAGUACACACAAUCGACGGGCGGCGAAUCGGCUUUGCCUCCUGUGUCUAAACCACGCCAUCACCACCGAUGGCGAAGCCUUGAUGCGGUUCCUGAUCCUGCUACUGGAGCUUCAUGGCUGCAGAAGAUUCCCGGGAUGACAGCAGAACCUAAAAUCGCCGCCGAGGUUGCAAAGAUUUUUGGAAAGAAAAUGAAUCGGUUCUUCAUCUAUGAAGAAUAUGGCGCCAAGUAUGAAAUCAUGCUCAAAGAUCUGGCAAAUGCGUACAAAACGAUUCCACAAUGGGAGAUUUUUCAACGAGGACUCGAAGCAUUGGCUUCAUCCCUGGCAUCCAUUAACAGUCAACAGGAGAAUGCAAGAAAAGCAUUGACGAUUGGAGAUCUGCUUGUAAAGCCAAUACAGCGUGUAUGCAAGUACCCACUGCUGUUCUCAGAGCUAUUGAAGGUAACACCUGUUUGCGACUGCCCGGAUUCUCACAUCGAGAUUGAGAAUGUCCUCAUUCGAUUGAGAGAAGCAACGAAUGAGAUCAACAGGGCUACAGAUGAUCCAAGAAUGAAAAUGGUCAUGGAGAAGUCAUGGCUUUUGCAAGACCGCCUAGUCUUUCCCGAUAUGUCAGGUAUACAAUCCAUAAAUGCAGUCCGCGCUCUGGGUCAUGUUCAUCUCUGCGGAGUACUGCACGUCUCAUGGCAAACCAAAGAUGGUGUUGAUGGCCAGUAUCUCAUCUGUCUCCUGUAUCGCGACUUUUUGCUUCUAGCAAGUGCAACCAAGAAUGAUCAGAUUUACACAAUCCAAGCCAGCAUUGGCCUAUGUGAGAUCCGCAUAGAAGAAAUCGACAAUGGCAAAGGUUUACAGUGUCACACGGCUCCCUUUUCUUGGAAACUGGUCUUUGAAUAUGACCAUCGAUUGUUUGAGGUUACUUUGAGUGCAUGCUCGCCGAAGGAGGAACUUGAAUGGCGAAGCCGUUUGGCUGAUCGUUCUUGCAAACAGCUUCUUGACGUAGGGGAGCAAGCAUUGUUUACCUCGUUAUCUCUGGAUAUAAAGCCACUCGGCACAGUUUUUGGAAAGCCAGGCACUAUUGCUAGAAGGAUAUCAAUACACAGAGCAACGACAGUAGGACCAAUGUCCGGACUCUGCCAAGUCAUCAUCAAAAACACCAACGCUUUCAAAGAAUCUGCAUCUUGUGUCAACAUCAACAGAUCACAGUCUUUACUGACAACCAACCGAAUUCCGGUUCUUGCUCCCUCAAGAGCAGAACGUAUUAGACUUGAAGCACUUUUGACUGAUGUGUGGACUCGCGAUAUUCUGCCAUACCCUGGGAUGACUGGACGAGCUCGUGGUGAGCAUCUUGUUCGAGCUUCAGCAAGUUCUAUGAUGCGGAAGCUCAGCGUAGCAAGCAUUGCAAGCAACUUCACAAAGCGAUCCGGUAGUAUGGCAAGCCUUCAUUUGACUACCGAAGACGACGAGUCUGCGGAUCACGAAUUGCCAAGAGUGACUCCAAAACGACCAAGGAGCGAUUCGACUGCAGUCCAAGACUAUGAUGAUCCUACUAAAUCAAGGUUGUCAGUCAUUCAUGAUGCCAAGGAGAACAUGCAUCAAAAUGAUUCUGCAGAGAACCUUGCUUCUCUUGCGAACGGUAGUCCGUCGAACACCAUGCGUAGACUUGCAACGAUGAAAGUCAAGAGCUGGAGUCAUGAUGGGCAAAGAAUCAUCACACCUCCUCUGAGGACAUCAAGUGCUAAUAGCGUGAGACAAAGUCAGAGCCAGCAAAGAGCUACUACUCCACUGUCGACUGUCACAGACUCUGCUGGGGAAGACAAGGAGAAUCAUGUCAAGGCGCAAGUCUUGGAGACCCCGACUGCCUCGAAGAGUAAGAAGUCAAGGGGACUUGGAAGAGCUGUUGUUGCAGAAGGGAUCCGAAAUUUCUUUCGUUGAGGGUUUAGAGAAAGAGACACACUUAAAUUCGGCUGUAUAAAUUCUGGAUUAUCAUUAUACAGGAGGCAUCGGGUGCCAGCUCCUUCAAUUGGUUCUUGUUCUUGGAGGCUGAUCCUUUCUUGUUUCAUUCCGUGGAUAGAAUCGAACUCACUCUGGUACUGGGUAAAAAGAGUUUAUAUAGCAUAC
Molecule: messenger RNA, 3140 nt
Organism: Mollisia scopiformis
Lineage: Eukaryota; Fungi; Ascomycota; Leotiomycetes; Helotiales; Mollisiaceae
Product: Dbl homology domain-containing protein
Exons: 7
Coding region: 93-2954 (953 amino acids)
Molecular function (GO): guanyl-nucleotide exchange factor activity
Source: RefSeq, a predicted model, not a curated record